AUGAUCACUUCUCAAUUGCUGGCUUAUGUGGCAACUUCAAUCUUCUGCAUCUUAAAAGUCAGUGCUGUGGAUAAAUUUAUUGCAGCUGUUUAUGAACAUGCAGUGGUGUUGCCUAACACCUCCCUGACGCCAGUGUCCUGUGAAGAGGCACUGGCCCUGAUGAAGCUCAACCUGGAUCUUCUGCAGAGAGCCAUCACAUCUGCAGCAAAGCAGGGUGCACAUAUCAUUGUGACUCCAGAAGAUGGUAUUUAUGGCUGGAAUUUCACCAGGGAAACGAUCUAUCCAUACUUGGAGGAUAUCCCAGACCCUCGAGAGAACUGGAUUCCUUGUAAUGACCCCAACAGAUUUGGCCACAACCCAGUGCAAGAAAGACUCAGCUGCCUGGCCAAGAACAACUCUAUCUAUGUUGUGGCAAAUAUCGGGGAUAAGAAGCCAUGCAAUGCCAGUGACCCUCAGUGCCCCAUUGAUGGUCGUUACCAAUACAACACUGAUGUGGUGUUUGAUUCUGAAGGAAAAUUGGCGGCACGCUACCACAAGCAAAACCUUUUCACAAGUGAAGAACAUUUCAAUUCACCCAAGAGGCCUGAGGUCGUGACUUUCAACACCACUUUUGGAAAGUUUGGCAUUUUCACCUGCUUUGAUAUACUCUUCCAUGAUCCUGCUGUGACCCUGGUGAAAGAUUUCCAUGUAGACACCAUACUCUUCCCUACAGCUUGGAUGAAUGUUCUACCACAUUUGUCAGCUGUUGAGUUCCAUUCAGCUUGGGCUAUGGGCUUAGGGGUCAAUUUCCUUGCAGCCAAUCUCCAUCACCCACUGAAGGAAAUGACAGGAAGUGGAAUCUAUGCACCGGAUUCUCCAAGAGCAUUUCAUUAUGAUAUGAAGACAGAGGAGGGAAAACUACUACUUUCCCAACUGGAUUCCCAUCCACCCCGUUCUGUUGUGAAUUGGUCUUCAUAUGCCAGGAGUAUAGAAGCAUACUCAACAGAAAGCCAGAAAUUUAAAGGCAUUGUUUUUUUUGAUGAAUUCACUUUCGUGGAGCUCAUGGGAGUCACAGGAAAUUACACAGUUUGUCACAGAGAUCUCUGUUGUCAUCUAAGCUACAAGAUGUCUGAGAAGAGAUCAGAUGAAGUUUAUGCCUUAGGGGCAUUUGAUGGACUACACACUGUUGAAGGGAACUAUUACUUACAGGUUUGUACUAUGUUGAAGUGUGAGACAACUGACUUAGAAACUUGUGGUGACUCAGUUGAGACAGCUUCCACCAGGUUUGAAAUGUUCUCUCUCAGUGGCACUUUUGGAACACAAUAUGUCUUUCCUGAGGUGUUGCUCAGUGAAGUUCAGCUUGCACCUGCAGAAUUUCAGGUGUCAAACGAUGGACGCUUGUUUAGCCUGAAACCAACAUCUGGACCUGUCCUAACAGUAACUCUGUUUGGGAGGUGGUAUGAGAAGGACGGGGAAUUAAAUACUUCAUCAGACCUCAAGGCACAAGCCCUAGGGUGAUGAUAAUAGCUCUAACAUCUAUUGCAUACUUAUUCAAUUGGUA
Molecule: messenger RNA, 1540 nt
Organism: Orycteropus afer afer
Lineage: Eukaryota; Metazoa; Chordata; Mammalia; Tubulidentata; Orycteropodidae
Gene: VNN1
Product: vanin 1
Molecular function (GO): hydrolase activity, acting on carbon-nitrogen (but not peptide) bonds, in linear amides
Source: RefSeq, a predicted model, not a curated record